Messenger RNA from Anastrepha obliqua, 1897 nucleotides. RefSeq names its product adenylosuccinate synthetase (gene Adss). Gene Ontology annotation, cellular component: cytoplasm. The record is from RefSeq and is a predicted model, not a curated record. Bases 195 to 1547 code for a protein of 450 amino acids. Gene Ontology annotation, biological process: IMP metabolic process; 'de novo' AMP biosynthetic process. NCBI's taxonomy places the organism in Eukaryota, Metazoa, Arthropoda, Insecta, Diptera, Tephritidae. Gene Ontology annotation, molecular function: adenylosuccinate synthase activity; GTP binding. The transcript is spliced from 6 exons.
AACUGACAUAUUUCACUUGCCGAAUAGACUGAUAAAUGUGCUUUUUUAUUCGAGGUAAUUUCUUUAGAAGUUUUGCUUGAGUCGAGAAAAGUACUUAGGGUAGGUUUGUGACUGUUGUUGAAUUUUCUGGUUUGUCGAUCGUUCGCGGAAAAUCUACCAAAAUAGCGCCACCAACCCCAACCAAACGUGUGAAGAUGUCGGAGAGUAGUAGCAGUGUUGUGAAUGGGAGCAACUACGAGACAUUGCAUCAAGGACGCCUCAAUAUGUACAAAUCCAAGGUUGGAGUCGUCCUCGGAGCUCAAUGGGGCGAUGAGGGUAAAGGCAAAGUGGUUGACAUGCUGGCAUUGGAAGUAGACAUAGUUUGCAGGUGUCAGGGAGGAAAUAAUGCUGGACACACUGUUGUGGCUAAUGGCACAGAAUUUGAUUUUCACCUGCUACCCAGUGGCAUCGUCAAUGAGAAAUGUAUCUCUGUGAUCGGCAACGGUGUGGUUAUCCACUUACCAUCACUUUUCGAGGAACUGUCUAAAAAUGAGGCAAAAGGCUUGCAAAAGCUCGAACAUCGCUUGAUCAUUUCGGAUCGUGCGCAUUUGGUAUUUGAUUUCCAUCAAUUGGUUGAUGGUAUGCAAGAAGCCGAAAAAGGCGGCAAAUCGCUCGGCACCACCAAGAAAGGUAUUGGUCCGGCUUAUUCCAGCAAGGCAACCCGUAACGGAAUUCGAGUGGGCGAAUUGUUGGGUGACUUUAAUAUCUUCACAGACAAAUUUAAAUCCAUUGUGGCAACACAUUUGCGUCUCUUCCCUUCAAUCAAAAUCGACGUCGAUGCCGAGUUGGCACGAUACAAGGAGUACGCAGAAAAGGUGCGUCCCUAUGUGAAAGACACCAUUUGUUUCCUACACACCGCAUUACGGCAAGGAAAGACGAUCUUGGUAGAGGGUGCCAAUGCUGCUAUGUUGGACAUUGAUUUCGGCACAUAUCCGUAUGUGACGAGCAGCAAUUGCAGUAUAGGUGGAGUACUCACGGGUUUAGGUCUACCACCACAGACUAUUGGCGAGGUUAUUGGAGUUGUUAAAGCCUAUACAACGCGUGUGGGCGAUGGUCCGUUCCCUACCGAACAAAUUAAUGAAAUCGGCGAAUUGCUCCAGACUCGUGGUGCUGAAAUCGGUGUUACAACAAAGCGAAAACGUCGCUGUGGCUGGCUCGAUAUUCCGUUACUGAAAUAUACUUCUCUUGUGAACGGAUACACGAGCAUUUGUCUGACAAAGCUUGAUAUUCUUGAUACUUUGCCAGAUAUCAAAGUGGCUGUGGCCUAUAAGCGCGCUAAUGGUGAAACACUAGAUCACUUCCCCGGCACAAUCGCAGAAUUGGGUGAGAUUGUUGUUGAAUAUGCUACGUUGCCCGGUUGGCAGGAGAGUACCGAGAAUAUUCGAAACUUCAAGGAAUUGCCUGAAAAUGCACAAAAGUACGUACGAUUCCUAGAAAAUGAGCUGCACGUGCCAGUACAAUGGGUGGGUGUUGGCAAAGGACGCGAGUCCAUCAUCAACAUCCAUUAACAUUUAACUGCAGCGUGUAUUUGCGCAAUUGGCUAUUUCAACUGCACAGAUACUUGGAUUGCACUUUAAUGGUUUUUAAGGGAUAUGUUAAUGAAUAUACUUUAUUUGCUUUGAGUUUUAAUUUUAGAAACUUUAUUGUAUACUAACACACAAAGUAUAAUUCAAUUAAAACAGAUGCAAUAGUGCGAACUUCAAAAUGUAAUGUUAAAAAUCUUUAGUGUAGUUGAAAUAAAUUAAGAUUUGUGCUUUUUUUAUAAUUUACUAUGACGAAAGCCUUAAUAGUUACAAAAACAAAGUUGUACUGUAAUAUUUUAAUUGUAUAAUUAUUUUGUGAAAAUAUACAUACCUAC